Messenger RNA from Parathielavia appendiculata, 1900 nucleotides. RefSeq names its product mitochondrial carrier. NCBI's taxonomy places the organism in Eukaryota, Fungi, Ascomycota, Sordariomycetes, Sordariales, Chaetomiaceae. The record is from RefSeq and is a predicted model, not a curated record. Gene Ontology annotation, cellular component: mitochondrion. Gene Ontology annotation, molecular function: L-ornithine transmembrane transporter activity. The transcript has a single exon. The annotation marks the transcript as partial. Gene Ontology annotation, biological process: mitochondrial L-ornithine transmembrane transport.
ACCAUAUCUGAGGCUCGGUCACGGAUCUGGCCUUGGUUCCAACGUUGCCGCAUUGCCUUGCGCCGGACUCUGAACACGCUUCACCCACGUGGCAACGAAGAUUCAUGGUCACGGCCAAGUUAGCGUUGCAAUCCCCUCACCGAGAUCGACAGCAUUGCAGACUGCGAGACUCGCGAGAAGAAUAAAAAAUGCACCCGCAGCAUGUCCUUCCCCAGCCACCGCAGCCGAGGUGACAACGGCUCCUCCCUCCCAGCCACGGCACCAUCACCAAGUCCACUCUCCCCUCCGCCAUCGGAUGAGGACACGCUCGGUCUCAACCUUGGCGCUGGCACCCUCUACCCAGGCCUCCUCCCCGCCAUCCCAGACAACACCCCGCUCCCGGAGAAGGCCCCCAGCAGCAACGCCGCAACCGGCGCCUCGGCCGCCGGCGUGCGCGCUCUCACCUCCCAGGCCGUCGCAUUUUACUUCCGCGCCCCGGUCAAGGCCUUCUUCCGGACGCGCGUCGACUACCUCGCCUACGUCCGCACCCUGCAGGAGCAGGAGCACGUGGCCGCACGGCAAUCGAACCACCUGCAGUCCUCCUCCGACCCAGUACGGUCUACCUCUCCUAUCCCACCCUCUUCCACCGGCAAGAUAACAACGAAAUCCUCCUCUACUAAAGCCCUCCUACUGCACUGGUUCCACUCCCGCCUGCGGUCCACCACCCCAGCCGUCCUAGCGUCCGCCGUCCGCCACCACGGCUGGCGCGUCGUGCCGGACCAGAUCCUGCCCCCCUUGCUGGCCAACGUCGGCGUCGGCGCCGUGCUCUACACGAGCUACCUGCAGGUCCUGGGGCGGCUGCACCCGGACAGCGCGCUCGCGAGCAAGCGCGUGUACCCGCCUCCCGCGCCGGCGCAGACGUUUGCGGCCGGGUUACUGGCGGGUGCAAUCCAGAGCGUCGUCGCGGCGCCGUUGGAUGCUGUGCAGGCUAGAUGGGAUGCUAGGAACGGGGUUGGCGUUGGGGCAGCAGGUGCGGGAGGAGGGGGAUUGACGGGGAGUGGGAACGCUGUUAGAGGUACUGGUAAUGGUAAUGGGAAUAGGGGAAGGCCGAUUAAGAGUGUGUGGGCAUUUAGUGCUGAGAAAAUGAAGGAGAUCGGGGUGAGGGGGAUCUUUGCCGGGUGGGGGCUGUCGUUUUUGAAGGAUAGUUUUGGGAAUGCGGUUUUCUUUAGCGUGUUUGAGUACCUCAAGGCGCAGGGCUAUUACAGUUUUGUGGCGUGGUAUUAUGGGUCGCUCAACGAAGACGCCGUCGUGCUGCUAUCCCGGAGGAGGCCGGGCCUUGGUGAUGGGGGCGGAGGGGAGGUAAUCGCGGAGGAGAAUCCCGGGAUGCCGACGAUCAUCCGGCCGCAUUAUGCCAUCGAGCCGGCUUUCCUGUUGCUCGCGGGCAUGGGCGCCUCGGUGAUGCAGCAGGUUGUGCUCCACCCGCUGUCGCACAUCCAGGCGGAGCAUUGGGAACGGCUUGAGUCGUUGGACGCCAAAGCGAGGAGGCUCAGGCGGGAGGUUGGGUUUGACGAAGCGCUGUCAAAGCCGCCAGCGAAAUACCGGAUGUUCAAAGCUUACCGCGAUGCUUACCGGGUCACCUGGGCGGAGUGUGUUGGUGAAGCCCAAGCGGCCGGCCUCAGCAUGCGCCAGUGGCUGUACCGGGGCUUCUGGUGGAACACCAUCCGCCAGGUGCCGAGCACCAGUGCCGGUCUGAUCAUCUUUGAGCUAGUUAGGCGUAAGUACGGUCUAGGAGGGGAGCAGGUGCGCAUCAACAGGGACGGGUACGAUAUCAUGUUGAAUUAGAUAGACGACGUUGGGAUAGACGUCGGUUAACCGUGGAGUUUUGACGCAGACAUGCAUAACACAAUCAGCAAUCAACAGU